Messenger RNA from Sphaeramia orbicularis (orbiculate cardinalfish), 5735 nucleotides. RefSeq names its product bone morphogenetic protein receptor type-2. NCBI's taxonomy places the organism in Eukaryota, Metazoa, Chordata, Actinopteri, Kurtiformes, Apogonidae. The transcript has 13 exons. Gene Ontology annotation, cellular component: plasma membrane; signaling receptor complex. Gene Ontology annotation, biological process: BMP signaling pathway; cellular response to growth factor stimulus; protein phosphorylation. Gene Ontology annotation, molecular function: transforming growth factor beta receptor activity; ATP binding. The record is from RefSeq and is a predicted model, not a curated record. The coding region runs from base 911 to 4132 and encodes 1073 amino acids.
CCAACACAAACCCACAGCAACCUGAUACCGGAGACGAGCGGUCCAGACAAGCCUGCAAACGAGGCGUUCCCAGCCGCCCUGCCUGUCUGUCUGUCUGCCCAGCGGAGCUCCGAGCCGUCAAUGCAAAACGCUGGCGAACGCCCGGGGGAAGAGCAGACCGAGAGAUAUCCAUCUCAUCGAUCCGGCGUCUACCAGCACAGGAGUAGUAAUCUUCGUCUAUCCCUGACCAGAAAAGCCCGCUGCAGGCGCCGUUGACUUGUGAUUUUUUUCCCCCGUAGGAAGAUCGUGAAAUGAGACGGGACGCGGAGAACUAUCUGGCUAGUGCUUGGUGCUAGCGUCGGUUAGCUUCAGUAGCAAGCUGCUCGUAAACUAGCCGUCUAAGCGAGCCAACUGGCUAACAUUUAUAUGCUGAUUUCCCGGGUUAUGUUGCGGAAAGGUGGACAAUCUUAGAAUUUGUGAACCCGCAAAUGGUCUGCACAUAGACCACCGAAUCGUGCGGUCUUUAUUUUUCCGAUAUUUAUCUUCUUUGCCUAAGUUUUCUAGCACCAGACAGUCGCCAAGGCAGCUAACAUGUUAGCUAGCAGAAAUGGACGUUGUUGGCUGGCUAGUUUCAGGUGGCAGCUCCGCCAAACAAGUUAGCCGCUUGGAUUAUCUGUUCUUUCUAUGCUGGGAUUGUCAACAGAACUAACUUAACUUUUAUUGGCAGUUAGUCAUUAGAUCACGGCAUCAGACCCCAACGUAGCAGCGCAUCUUUUUUCAUCUAUUCUCGAUGUGUUGUUCCAUGCCUGAGAGAGCAGUUCAAGUUAUUGAGCUGACGUGAGGACAAGAGUUAAAAACCAAGUGGUAGUUACAGAAGAGGACCAGAAGUAAAACAAGACUUGGACGAGUUCCAGCUACGAGACCAAAGUCAAUGCACACUGCCAUGGCUGUGGGCCGAAUCACUAUGAAAUCACUCGCUAAAUUUGGGUUUUGCCUGACAGUUCUCCUGACUUCAGUGGCUGCUGCUCAGGGUGAGGAGAGGGAAUGUGCCUUCACAGACCAGCAGCAGCAGUGGGAGGUGGAGCGAGUGGCAGGGGGCGAAGGCCGGGUCUCCCCAGAGAACACCACCAUCCGAUGUGCCAAGGGCAGCCACUGUUUCGGUCUGUGGGAGAAAAGCCCACCCGGCGAAGUGCGACUGGUCAAACAAGGUUGCUGGACUCACCUGGGUGACCACCAGGGCUGCCAUGAUGACCGCUGUGUAGUGACCAACCUCCCUCCACAAAUUCAGAACGGGACAUAUCAUUUCUGUUGCUGUGGGAGUGACAUGUGUAACGUCAACUUCACAGAGGAUUUCCCACUGCCCAGCCCCACCACCGCACAGCCAAUCACCACUCGUGCACUGCGCUGCGAAGAGACAAUAAUUAUCGCCCUGGCAACAGUCUCCGUGAUGGCUGUGGUUGCUGUAGCAGCCUUCUUUGGGUACCGCAUGAUGCACGGAGAUGGUAAGCAAGGCCUCCACAACCUGAACAUGAUGGAGGCUGCUGGCUCUGAGAGCUCACUGGACCUGGACAAUCUUAAACUACUGGAGCUGAUUGGGCGUGGCCGAUAUGGUGCGGUGUACUGCGGCUCUUUGGAUGAGCGGCCCGUAGCUGUGAAGGUCUUCACUGCAGCCAACCGCCAGAACUUCCUCAAUGAAUGUUCCAUCUACAGGCUCCCACUGCUGGAGCAUGACAACAUCGCCAGAUAUGUUGCUGCAGAUGAGCGGACAGGCCCAGAGGGCCGAACAGAGUACCUACUGGUCAUGGACUACUACCCACAUGGUUCUCUGAGCCGCUACCUGAGUGUACAAACCAACGACUGGGUCAGCAGUUGUCGGCUGGCUCACUCUGUCACCCGUGGCCUGGCGUACCUGCACACUGAGCUCUUCAAAGGAGACUUGUAUAAGCCUGCAGUUUCCCACAGGGAUCUGAACAGCCGGAAUAUACUCGUCAAAGCUGAUGGCACAUGUGUCAUCAUUGAUUUCGGCCUGUCCAUGAAGCUGACAGGAAACAGGCCGGCACGUCAUGGGGAGGAGGAAAAUGCUGCUAUAAGUGAAGUCGGCACAAUCCGCUACAUGGCCCCAGAGGUGCUGGAGGGGGCAGUGAACCUGAGAGACUGUGAGUCGGCGCUGAAGCAGGUGGAUAUGUAUGCCCUUGGUUUGGUCUACUGGGAGACCUUCAUGAGAUGUACCGACCUUUUCCCCGGAGAAUCUGUGCCAGAAUACCAGAUGGCCUUUCAGGCUGAGGCAGGAAACCACCCGACGUUUGAGGACAUGCAGGUCCUUGUGUCCAGGGAGAAGCAGCGGCCCAAAUUCCCUGAGGCCUGGAAAGAGAACAGUUUGGCGGUUCGCUCUCUAAAAGAGACAAUGGAGGACUGUUGGGACCAGGAUGCAGAGGCCCGGCUUACAGCCCAGUGUGCUGAAGAACGACUGGCAGAGCUGCUUCUCAUUUGGGACCGCUCUAAAUCUGUCAGCCCUACACUUAACCCCAUGUCCACCACACUACACAAUGAGAGAAAUCGUAUGACGCCGAAGUCUGGUCCAUACACAGACCAUCCCUCAACCUACAUCGAAGAGCACGAGGGUGUGGCUAAAAACACACAGGCUGAAACCACUGGCUCUGUAAGUGGCAGAGCUGUGAGUGGGACUGGAGAAAGAAACAGGAAUUCCAUCAACCAAGAACGCCAGCAGCAAGCCAAUGCCCGUCUGCCAAGCCCAGAGGGCAGCAGCACUAGUGGAGCUGGCCUGGCCCUGAGAGGGAGUCCAUCAGCCUCUACUACAACCACCACCAUCAUCUCUGAGUCUGAAGGAUCUACAGGGGCCACAACGGUCCCUGUGUGCCUCCACUUGACCCAGGAGGACCUGGAAACAACUAAGCUUGACCCUAAAGAGGUUGAUAAGAACCUGAAGGAGAGCUCAGAUGAGAACCUGAUGGAGCACUCACAGAAGCAGUUCUGCUCUCCAGACCCACUCAGUCCUGGCAGCUCAAGCCUUCUUUAUCCACUCAUCAAGAUGGCCAGCGAGGCCUCAGGUGCAUCAGACCCAGCUGUGGCCAUACCCACCACCAUCUUCCCCCUGCCCAAGCAGCAGAACCUGCCCAAGAGACCGUCUAGUCUGCCCCUGCGUACCAAGCCCACGAAGAAGGAGUCGUCAUCAUCUUCACUCAGGUUCAAGUUUGGACGUUCUGGGAAGUCCAACCUGCGUCAGGUGGAGGGCACAAAGAUGAACAUUGGUGCAGUAACAGGCACAAACACUGCUGUGGAGGCCCACAGAGGUACAGGCACAAACAACAUACCUGUUCUACGAGACACACAUGUUAAUGGUAGUGCUAAUGGCCAUGCCAGCGGGGCUCUCUCAUCCAUGGCAGCAGGUGGGGCUACAGGGUUUGGAGGAUCCAGCAUAACUCAAAAUGGAUCCGGAGCCUUGCGGUCAGAUGACAGCAGAUUGAGUCUAGGUGUCAUCACAGCCAGCCCAGAUGAACACGAGCCACUUUUAAGCCGAGAGCGUGAGCAGCCUGAUCCGAGAGAUGCCAGUUCGAGUGUUGCAGCUCUCCGUUCAGCUCGACCCAACACUAACAACAACAACAGCAACACAGGCCAUGGCCAGGGGGAUGGGGAGAGUGAAGGAGAGAGUGAUGGAGGAGAGGAGACUGCAAGCGCAGAGGGAGGCAGCAGAGAGACCACAGGCGGGCCUCCGGGAGAAAGCUCCGGCUCCGGCCCUGGCUCUGUCAUUUCAAACCCCCAAGGAGAAGCUUCCGUCACCAUGCGAGGGGAGGCCCUGCUCAGACAGCCACGGGCUCGCAGGCCUGAGAGACCCAACUCCCUCGACCUGUCCUUCACAACCAUGGACCUGGCAUCACUAGAGGAGGGUUUGGUGCAGCCAGACGGAGCAUUGGGCACAGCAGAUAAAAUCAAGAAGCGCGUCAAAACGCCUUAUUCCCUGAAGAAGUGGCGGCCGACUACAUGGGUCAUCUCAACAGAUACCAGGGGGCCAGAAGUCAAUAACAAUGGUUCUACUCAUGGUCAAGGCCACAGCCACAACCGGCCCAAGUCCAGUUCUGCUAUCUACCUUCAAGGGGGGAACUUGGCCAGUGAGCCCAGUGACACACAUGUGUGAACAUGGACCCUCCUACAGGACUGAAAAGCACCACAGAGAGCAUUUGGUUUUUGUCUGUUCAGCUCUCUGGUCUGAUUCAAAAUCAGCAAGAGGAAGCUAUCGAGUGUCUUGUGAACAAACAGUCGAGUCUGAUCAUGUACAGUAAUUAGGUCUGUCUCGCUCCUGUGUGUCUUUCUGAUGACGGCAUUGCUUUAAAUGGAAUCCAGCUAUGCAGCAUUCUCAUCCGCUUUUGUUUCUGUGGGUUUAUUGAUCUCCCUUGGUUGGUUUGCUUCGUGUUUUCUGUUUUGUCCUCAUGAGCAUAGCAGCGUUUUGAGUGGAUUUCUUUUUCUAUGUGCACUUUGAACAGAGAAAAUCAGUGUUUAAAAGUCCUAUUUGUUGCGACCAUGACAAGACAUGGUCUCUAAACUUAAAAAGGCGAUGACAAACAAUCAACACUUCGAGCAUUCUCUUUCCAGUACUUUGCUGUAUCAAGCAUUAAGAGUAGGCUCUGUAAAAGAACUGACGGUCUUAAAAGACAGAACAAGCUACUUUAAUUUUUGUAUUUCCUUGAUUUGUAUGCAAUACCUUUUAUUUGUCCAUGUAUCCAUUUUUUGUGUCAUAAUUUUUAAUUGUGCAAUAGGAUGUAGCUUUUAGAUGCGUUCAAUGUUUAAUCGCUUCCAUUACUUUCAUCAUUGUUUUAUCCCUUCAUUAUUUUGGUAUGUUAAUCUUCAUUGCACUUAAGUAUAGUCACAAUUGUUUCUAAACAAUUCACCAUACACUAUCAAACCCCCUGACUCUAGAGGAGAGGAUGGAUGACAAUCCUCUCUCUUUUUCUUCUUCUCUGGACUUUUAAUCUUAAAGGGGGCGCACACGCUAACACUCAAUCCUAGCUGACUGAACGAGUUGGUUUCCUGAACUUCUGCUUGCACAAUUACACCCAGAAUGGUUCCAGAUUUGGGGUCUGUUAACACUACAGUCACCAGAAUCAAAUCUAUGGAGGGAUCUGUAACAGUGUCCGACUAAAUCGCUGUACCACUAUCACCUGACCUCACUGUGGACUGUUUCAACUGUGUGUUUAGCUGUCUACGUAUAUGUGACUGAAAGACCAGAAACACUAUAAAAAGCCCAGAUUCUACUCUUCGGACUCUGUCAGAAACCAGACACAAGUCUAAAAAGAAAAAACCAAACUCCUCUGAAGCACGCUGGAUAUUAUUUCUGCUUCUUGUUGUCUCAUCCUUUGGUGUUGGAGUGAAUGAUUUAAGUAUGCGUGUGCCAGUGAGCAUGUGUUGUGUUUUCUUAAUGUCAGCAAGCAUUAUAGUCAUUGGGGCCUAGCGCUGUACAGGCGUGCUGAAAUGUCAUUGUAUUCAUUCUGUAUUUUCAGCGCUGCUUCAGGGCAUAUGAAAAGAUCUCAUUUAUGUUUUUGUAAUCUGUAAUUUGUAUGAAAAAAACAAUGUAUGUGUACUGCAUUAAUAUUUGCAUCAUUUUUAUGGAACUCUGUUAUGCAUUCAAUGGACAUGGCCUUUGAUUCCAUUGCUAUGCGUCUGCUCGGUACAGUUUCUGUUAACAUUUUUGAGUCAAUAUGAAAAGAAAUCUCAAUAAAUGUAUGAAAUAAUUGUUGCUCAUA